Molecule: messenger RNA, 2185 nt
Organism: Solea senegalensis (Senegalese sole)
Lineage: Eukaryota; Metazoa; Chordata; Actinopteri; Pleuronectiformes; Soleidae
Gene: rgs11
Product: regulator of G protein signaling 11
Exons: 17
Coding region: 68-1474 (468 amino acids)
Biological process (GO): intracellular signal transduction; G protein-coupled receptor signaling pathway; regulation of G protein-coupled receptor signaling pathway
Source: RefSeq, a predicted model, not a curated record
GACAGCACUUCUGUCUUGCACUUUACCACCGUCCCGUCGACGUGAGCUCAAAGUAAGAGCGUGCAAGAUGACCAUCAACACCAUGGAUAAAGGAGGCUGGCACCGACAGCAAAUGUCAUGCUUUAGAAAAAUGGAGAAACUGAUAGUGGCCAUGCAGGACCCUGACAUGGGCAUCAAGAUGAGAAACCAGAGGCUCCUUAUUACUGUCAUUCCACACGCCAUGACAGGCCGUGAUGUCAUUGACUGGCUGAUCCAGAAAUACAGAAUGUGUGAGGAGGAGGCUCUGCACCUCGGUGGGAUGCUGGUGAGAUAUGGGUACAUUUACCCUCUAAAGGAACCAAGAUCUCUCGUGUUACGUGCCGACGAGACGCCGUACCGCUUUCAGACGCCAUACUUCUGGACCAGCACCCGGUGGCCUGCAUCAGAAAUAGAUUAUGCAAUCUACUUGGCCAAAAAGAACAUUAGAAAACAAGGAGAACUGAUGGAAUAUGAAAAGGAGAGGUACAGUCUGUUGCACAAGAGGAUCAACCACACCUGGGACUUUGUGGUGAUGCAGGCGAGAGAACAACUCAGAGCAUCCAAACAGAGGAGAAAGGCCGACCGCAUUGUUCUAGAAUGUCAGGAGCAGGCUUACUGGCUCAUCAACAGACCGCAGCCUGGAGCACAUAAUAUACUGGACGUGGGUCUAGAACGACCAAAUAACUUCAGCUCUCGUGUUACACUGAACAGUGACUACUACAAAAGCGAGAUUGAAGCCUGUAGAAGGGCCCUAGGAAGAAAUCGUGUCAAGUCAUCCAUCUGCCUGGAGGGUUUUGUGAAAUUCAGUGAGCAGUACCAGAACCAUGAUCCCAUUAUGCAAGGGUGUCUUCCCAGUAACCCCUGGAUCUCCGAUGACUCUGCACACUGGACAAUGAACGCAGAAAUGGUGCCGACCCCGACGCGUCUGCGAGUGGAGCGCUGGAGCUUCAGCUUCAGGGAGCUUCUGAAUGACGUGAUGGGGAGAAGGGAGUUCAUGACCUACCUGGAGAAAGAGUUCAGUGCGGAGAACCUGUGUUUCUGGCAGGCCUGUGAGAAUAUCAGACAUGGAGAAAGUUCCAGGAUCGUGGAGAAAGUGGAAGAGGUCUACAAAGCUUUCCUGGCUCCCGGAGCCGCGCGCUGGGUCAACAUUGACAGCAAGACGAUGGCUCAUACUCUGGAGGGACUCAAACAUCCACAUCGCUUUGUUAUGGAUGCCGCACAAAUGCACAUCUACUUCCUCAUGAAAAAGGACUCCUACCCGCGGUAUCUUAAGUCUGACCUGUACAAGAACAUGCUGGCCAGAGCUAUUGUCCCGCAGGAGACCAAAAAAAGUGUCUUCCCCUUCAUGAGACGCCAGCGCCAUUCAAGCCCCUCCCCUGCGCAGGCGUUCACUCAGGUGUUGGAAGAAGAUGGCCGCGCGCAAGCAGGUACCAACGCAGCUGGCUCCCACGUGUGACACCAGGCACAAAAGAACAUAUCAGACUCCAUCGCCGCCAAUCUCUCAUUGCCUCAAAAAACUCUUCCUAAUGUUUCAUCUCCAAACGAGUCACAGUCAUAGCUAGAAGUUCAAGUUCAAGAAGCUCCCAGCCUCCUCUUAGAGCAUGUAAGUGACGUCUUUUUCCCCAUGAGCAAUAAACAGCAUAAAGAGUGAGCUGUAUACUCACCCUGCAUCGACAUCCCAUCUCAGUCAGAACAUCUGAACAACCAAACCGUAUGAUCUCCUGUCUCUUACAACCAGCUUCAGUUACUAUUGAUGUGUCAUUUUACAUACAAGGUUUUACUAGUUUUCUUCAUUCCACGCUGCAGCGUCAUGUAAGCAUGUUUUCACCCGCAUUCACCAACAGCAUUCACUCUCAGGUUAAACCAUGUGUGUGUCAUGUGUGUGUGUAGUCUGUGUUGUUGAUUUUGCUCCCGUCUGCCGUUUCCUUUACUGCACAGUCUCUCUAGUGGCUGCAUGUAGUCCAAGUAACACAGUAACCUGUGGUUGACAAUCUUUUCAGCUUGUGAUCACUACGACUGACUGCCGGUGUCAUCCUCCUCCCCUGAAGUGUAACGUUUAAAAAAGGGUUUAUUGGCAGAAAUUGAAUAUUAUAAUAAUAUAUAUUAAAUAUGUUUGUACAAGUGUUACAAGUACAAUAAAAAUCAUAAACCCAAACCUGAAAAACCA